AUGGAGAAGCUCUCCCUCAUCACUGCAGUUUGUCCUCAGAGGAACAUACAGAAGCUCUCCCUCAUCACUGCAUUUGUCCUGAGGAACAUAGAGAAGCUCUCCCUCAUCACUGCAGUUUGUCCUCAGAGGAACAUACAGAAGCUCUCCCUCAUCACUGCAUUUGUCCUGAGGAACAUAGAGAAGCUCUCCCUCAUCACUGCAGUUUGUCCUCAGAGGAACAUACAGAAGCUCUCCCUCAUCACUGCAGUUUGUCCUGAGGAACAUGGAGAAGCUCUCCCUCAUCACUGCAGUUUGUCCUGA
Molecule: messenger RNA, 300 nt
Organism: Knipowitschia caucasica
Lineage: Eukaryota; Metazoa; Chordata; Actinopteri; Gobiiformes; Gobiidae
Source: the annotation of a GenBank genome assembly